AUGUCAGCUACGAAGACAGAGACCGAGGCGGUCAAAAUCGAGCCUCAACAAGCGGCCCAACCAGCGGAGUCUCCCCGCAAGCGCCGCAGAAGAGCCCCGGCCACUGGAGCAGCAGACGACUGCUUCGCCUGCCAAGAGCGCCAAACCAAGUGUGACAGACGAAGACCGUACUGUACACCAUGCCUCGACCAGGGCAAAGACUGCUCAGGCUACAAAACACAAUUGACAUGGGGCGUUGGAGUCGCCAGCAGAGGAAAGCUACGAGGCCUCUCAUUGCCCAUUCCAAAGUCGAAAAGAGCUGCGCAAAGCAUGGAUGAGGAAGAUGACAAGAAGGCCAUUGGUCCAAAAAAGCUGGCGAAGCUCGGCCCUACACGCAGAACAUCCGAUGCCCUGGACGGUGCUCAUUUGCGCAGUCCGACCAGUGCUACCACAACCGGCACCACUGGCACGUCUACCUCGUACAACUUUGUCAACAUGGACCCGAAUUCGUCGGCGUCUACCACGUCACCGUCGCCUAUGCUGCCUCCGCCAAGCUUCGAUUGGCGCGCCCCUUCCUCUCUCUUCCAUGGUCGUGAUUCACGGCAAGCUCGCAAAAGACCUAGGAGACACACUUUACAGCCACUUUCCGUGCCUACAAUGCAUCCUACAAGAGACUAUGGGGUCAUGCCAAUGACCGCUAGCGUCAUUGGUGGGUAUGGCCACCAUGACUUUGGACUGUCUUCCCAGAUCUCCCCCAUGGUACCAAGCUUCACUGGCUAUGGCAUCGUAUCACCAACCUAUAAAGACUUCAGUUCUCAAUCAAUGGUACAAAGUCCCUGCGAAAACAAUUUUUACCUGAGUCAUCAGACCCUGGGGUGGCCGCGUGAUAACAUGAGCUCGGGUCUUGGCUCCAAUCACAGCAACCAAGAUUACCGGCAGCAGGACACUUUUUAUGCAGACUUGAUGGCGACCGCCAAUCCUACGGACAGCAUGCUAUCCAAUCAGCAGACCUUCCCACCACAAGACCUCAGCGUCACUAGCGCUACCGACUCCACUUCGCUUACAGCGGGCAGCGAGUACCCAGUCUACGCAAGCCAUUCAUCAGCGUUGGUAGCCGACGAUGUUGGAGAUCAUUCGUCCUCGCUUGUCCCAAGAUUACUCCCAUCGCUAUCCAUUGGGAACACACCGAAGCUACAAUACCUCAUCGAUUAUUAUGACAAGGUCAUCUCCCCGGUGAUUGUUGCUUUCGACGGGCCAACCAACCCUUACCGCUCGCACAUCCUGAGCCUCGCUGUCGAGAGUGAGACACUACAGCAUGCGAUUGCCGCUCUAUCUGCCAGCAAUCUCCGGAUGAGGAGAGGACACAAUCCUCUGUCGACCAACAGAAGUAGCCAAAGUUUAUCGCCGUCAUCGCAUGAUCAUUCGGUCAGGAAGUCCUUGAUCGCUCACAGCUUGAUGGACGUUGGCAUAGACCGUCUGCCGGAAACAUCUGCAAGCGAGCCAUCACACGAGGAGCUCUACCACAAAGGCGCAUCCAUCAAAGCUCUGAAUGAACAGCUCGCCGAUCCUCUCCGUCGCAAGGAUGACUCCAUUUUGGCCACCCUCCUCAUCUUAUGCCUCUACCAUAUCUGCGACACUGGCGUUGCAAAGUUCAAGACGCAGUUCGCAGGGGUGAAGAAAAUACUUGCCCUUCGCGGUGGCACCAAGGGAGACAACUCCAAAGCAACCAAUUGGCUCACCAUCAUGUUCACAUGGUUUGAUGCCAUGACUGCUAGCGUCAAUGAUCGAGAAAGCCAGCUCGACGGCGAUGACUUGGACAUGAGCUCAUUGAAUGGCGAUGAGUGGGCACUGGAGAACCUUGCCGGUUGUGAUGGUAGGCUUUUCAAGCUCAUCGCCAAGCUCGGCCGACUCAACCUUCUCAGUCAGAAUAAGCCUGUCGCGGGUUGCUCUAUUAAGAGUUCGCCAACCGCAAAGGUGCAGCAGCUUCCGAGUCCAGUCACCAAGAACCAGGACUACUACAGCAUGAACUAUAAUCGCUUCGAUGGCAAUGGCUGGUCAGCGAUGAUCGAAGAGGAACCGGCAGAGGCCGACACUAGAGCGCAAUUCUGGAAAGAAUGGCAUGAAAUUCGAGAUAAGCUCCGUGAUUGGCAACUCGAUGGCACAAUAACGCCACCAGCAGAAGGUGAUCGACGCGACAUAUACCACAUAUCUGAGUCUUUUCGCUACUCAGCUCUUCUCUACACCGAGCGGUUGGCAUACCCACACCUGCCGUCGGCGAAUGCCAAAUUCCAGAGUCUGGUGACGCAGGCGCUGUUCCACAUCUCAAAUGUGCAGUCUGACGUCUUCCUCCUCUGGCCUCUUUUCAUCACUGGCACUGAAUGCGUCAGUGAGCAAGGUCGCUACCUCAUCCGUGAGCGAUGUUUGGACAUCCAAAAAGACUCGGGCUUCUUCAAUAACAUAUCAGGACUGGAACUCCUGGAGAAGAUAUGGCGUGAUGACGAAACGAAUGAUGAGCAAACGCCAAGGUUGACGGCGAGUGGCUUGCCUAUGGCAACCAAUGAAUUUUCUACCAUGGGCGGGCAUGGUUUCAAAUGGCGUAAAGCAAUGGAAAGGGUCGAUGGGGAGUAUAUAGUGGUCUGA
Molecule: messenger RNA, 2619 nt
Organism: Letharia lupina
Lineage: Eukaryota; Fungi; Ascomycota; Lecanoromycetes; Lecanorales; Parmeliaceae
Exons: 1
Coding region: 1-2619 (872 amino acids)
Biological process (GO): positive regulation of transcription by RNA polymerase II
Cellular component (GO): nucleus
Molecular function (GO): transcription cis-regulatory region binding; DNA-binding transcription factor activity, RNA polymerase II-specific; zinc ion binding
Source: RefSeq, a predicted model, not a curated record